Nicotiana attenuata is the source of this 1115-nucleotide messenger RNA. RefSeq lists its product as uncharacterized. The record is from RefSeq and is a predicted model, not a curated record. The transcript is spliced from 2 exons. Lineage: Eukaryota; Viridiplantae; Streptophyta; Magnoliopsida; Solanales; Solanaceae. The coding region runs from base 495 to 962 and encodes 155 amino acids.
AGGACACAUAGUGGGAACUGAAAUUUCAUAAAAAACAUAAUUUUCUUUUAGCCUUUUUCUGCUUCAGUUUCCAGUUUUAAUGCUAUUUAUUCAUCUCUAUAUUUCCCUUUCUCCUUCUGAUACUACAGUCUGUUUGUAGUAUAAAGCACUUGGAAAUCUGUGAUCUUUCUUUGGAUUUUUGCAAAAACCACAAUAAAAUAAUUUCUGGGAUUUCACACAUUUCUUUCUGCCAUCUUUUGAGAAAACUCAGAAAAAAAAUUUCCCUUUUCUUUUUUUCUUUGGCCAAAAGUAAGGAAGGUUCUUGAUACCAGAAAACCAGCUUUUCAUCAGGAAAAGAAAUAGGAUUUUAUCUAUAAAUAUUUGGAAGGCUUGUUAGCUGCUUCUUGGUAUUACAAAAGGAUCAAAGCUAUAUACCUGACUGGAUAAAGAUUUUUUAUAGUAUCAGUAUAAUUCAGCAUAUUAUAGUAGGGCAAUACAAAACAAAGGAAAAAACAAUGGAAGAUUUUCAAGAAGAAGAUAUAUGGGCUAUUAGUAUGAAGGAAAGAAAAGGUUUUUCAGGUUCAGUGGUGAAGAGGAAAUUAGCCACUGCUCCAAAAGUGAUUCCAAGAGCUAAAACUACUGCUAUUAACAGCCAUGAAUCUACAGUGCCACAGCAAUCAUCAGCUCCUGUUAAUAUUCCUGAUUGGUCAAAAAUUUAUAACAAGAAAAAAUCAAGUAGAUUUUUGAAAAAUGGUUCAUGGGAUAGUGAUGAAAAUUUUGUUCAAAAUAUUGUUGUAGAAGAUGAAGAUUGUGAUGAUUUUAGUGAUGGAAUGGUACCACCACAUGAAUAUAUAGCUAGAAGAGUUGCAAGAAGUCAAAUUGCUCCUUUUUCUAUGUGUGAAGGUAUUGGGAGGACACUUAAGGGAAGAGAUCUUAGCAAAUUGAGGAAUGCCAUCUUAACCAAAACUGGUUUCUUGGAAUAACAUCAUCAUUUACAAUUGUAUGAUUUUUUUUUUUUUUUUGUUUUUAAGAAAGUGAUGUUUGGAUCAAUUUAUAGGUAUCUCGACUAUUUUAUCGUGUAUCUGCUCAGAGUCGGAUUCGGAAUUGAAACUUAAUGGGUUCGAACUUGCAUUGAA